Scomber japonicus (chub mackerel) is the source of this 2597-nucleotide messenger RNA. RefSeq names its product integrator complex subunit 13 (gene ints13). The record is from RefSeq and is a predicted model, not a curated record. Gene Ontology annotation, cellular component: integrator complex. Bases 349 to 2469 code for a protein of 706 amino acids. NCBI's taxonomy places the organism in Eukaryota, Metazoa, Chordata, Actinopteri, Scombriformes, Scombridae. Gene Ontology annotation, biological process: regulation of mitotic cell cycle; centrosome localization. The transcript has 17 exons.
ACCCCGCUAGCUCAAGCGGCUAACGAGAGCAUUGUCUCAAUUAUUCAUCAUUGUGGCGUCAAGACAGCUAGGAAAUUAUCGUCCACACAUUCAGUUUAACAUUAAAAGACCUAUUAUGUUUAUAUAUAUAUGUGUCUCUGGUGAUAAAGGUCAAACAGCAGACAUAUAAGUCCGGCUGGUGGUAAGGUUAGCUCCUAUCUGUUAGCUGCUAGUUGCUGUUUAACAUGUCCUGAGACUGAGCAGCUCGGACAGCUAGUUUAACAAUCGAAACGUCAAUUACCAGCUGGUUCAGAUAAUUUCCUGACCGGGAAUAUUUCAGCUGGCAAGGUUUCCUCCUGAUCAGCCAAAAUGGAGAUCUCCAAAAUGAAGAUGUUUGGGGUGCCCCACAAAACUGUCUUUGUGGUGGAUCACUGCCCCUACAUGGCAGAGUCCAGUCGUCAGCAGGUAGAGUGUGAUGUACUGACGAAGAGUCGAGCUCAAGGGGUCAUUCCUUUGGCCCCCGUAUCCAAGUCCCUCUGGACCUGUGCUGUGGAGUGCUCCAUGGAGUACUGCCGGAUCCUCUACGACAUCUAUCCAAAGGACAAAGUGGUUAAUUACAUUGUGAGUGACUCAGAGUUCCACAUCUUGAAUAGCUGGAGACAGGAAGACCAAAGCACUCAUGAGCUCAUGUCUGCGCUGGCAGCUGUUGGGCCACCCAACCCACGUGAGGAUCCAGAGUGUUGCAGCAUCCUGCACGGGUUGGUUGCUGCCGUGGAGUCGUUAUGCAAGAUCACAGAGUUGCAACACGAGAGGCGCACUGCUCUGAUGGACACAGCUGAGAGGGUCGCUAAUAGGGGUCGUAUUAUCUGUUUAACCAAUGCUAAAAGCGAUACUCAUGUGCGCAUGUUGGAAGACUGCAUCCAGGAAACCAUUUUAGAACAAAACAAGCUGGCAGCGGGCUCAGACAGGCUGAUGGCCAUCCAGCAGUGUGAGCUGGUUCUAGUGCACAUCUACCCACAGGGUGAGGACACUCUAGUGUCUGAUCGUCCAAAGAAAGAGAUCUCUCCUCUGCUCACCAGUGAAGUCCACAGUGUUCGGGCAGGGAGGCACCUGGCCACCAAACUAAACAUUCUGGUCCAGCAGCACUUUGACUUGGCCUCGACUACUAUAACAAACAUCCCCAUGAAGGAAGAGCAGCACGCCAACACAUCAGCCAAUUAUGACGUUGAGCUUCUGCAUCACAGAGACGCUCACCUGGAGUUCUUUAAAAGUGGAGACUUGCAUAUGGCGGGCACCAGCACACGAGAAAAUGGGCUCAAAGAGACGGUUACACUCAAAUGGUGCACUCCACGAACCAACAGCAUAGAACUGCAUUACUGCACAGGAGCCUAUCGCAUCUCCCCCACAGACGUUAACAGUCGUCCCUCAUCAUGUUUGACAAACUUUCUCCUUAACGGUCGAUCAGUGCUGCUGGAGCAGCCAAGGAAGUCGGGGUCAAAGGUCAUCAGCCACAUGCUCAGCAGCCAUGGAGGCGAGAUCUUCCUUCACGUGCUCAACAGCAACCGCUCCACUCUGGAGGACCCGCCCUCUAUCAGCGAGGGCUGCGGGGGCCGAGUGACGGACUACCGCAUCACUGACUUCGGUGAGUUUAUGAGGGAGAAUCGGCUGACUCCUGUUUCAGAAUCAUCCCAUGAUCCCUCGGGGAAGCUACCAUUUGAGAGGGCGAAGGCACAGCUCGAACGGCACACACGUUACUGGCCGAUGAUCAUCUCCCAGACCACCAUCUUCAACAUGCAGGCCGUGGUGCCUUUGGCUAACCUAAUCGUCAAAGAGACUCUGACGGAGGAGGAUGUUCUGACUUGCCAGAAAACCGUCUACAACCUGGUAGACAUGGAGAGGAAGAAUGACCCUCUUCCUAUCUCCACCGUGGGAUCCAGAGGCAAAGGCCCCAAGAGAGAUGAACAGUACCGUAUAAUGUGGAAUGAGCUGGAAACAUUAGUGAAAACUCACGCUGGAGCUACAGACAGACACCAGCGGGUUCUGGACUGCAUCAUUGCCUGCCGCAGCAAACCUCCUGAGGAAGAGGAAAGGAAGAAGAGAGGGAGGAAGAGGGAGGAGAGGGAAGACAGGACAGAGAAAAAUGGCAACAAAGACACAGAUGACAAAAGCUGGCAAGAUUCAGAGAGGCUAAAGGGUAUGCUGGAUAAAGAAGAUCAGGAGGCGGAGGUGAUCAAGGAUUCCCCGGACUCCCCAGAGCCCCUCAACAAGAAGCCCCGUCUCGCCACUGAGGAGGUUCAGCCUCCAGAGAGAGCAAAAGGUCCGGUCUCGCUCCUGUCCCUUUGGACCAAUCGGAUCACAACAGCCAACUCCAGAAAACACCAAGAGUUUGUUGGAAGAGUGAGCUCUGUCAACAACAAGUUUGAGUUGUAUCAGCACCUCAAAGAUGAGAACGGGAUGGAUGUUCAUGAAAACGGCAAGGCCUCUAGAUGAUGUUUCCACAGAUGCAUUGCUUCACUUUUUCCAAGGAGGAGGUUGUGGAUCACAGUGUCUUCCAGACACCAAAAUAAAAAAGACACUGAACUCAAGGAAUUUAUAAAUUUUUUUACCCAUGAUUUUGU